AUGUCGCCUGCCAUCAAGAAGAAGAAAGAUGACCUCGGCGCUGGGCUGCGCGUGUCGAAGGACAACAUUGCUGCGCAUCCUGCGGGGCCACCGAAGUAUGGCGAGUUGACGCAAGCGGAGAGAGCAUUUACGCUAGCAUCGACAUUCUUGUCUGGAGUUUUGGCUAUCAGCGCAUCGCAAUUCCUGGGCGCGCCAUUGAAGCUAAUCGACCCCCAAUUCUAUGAAGGGUACAUGGCUUAUACGAAGGAAUGCUUCGCCAUCUUGAUUACAUGUCUGACCCAGUGGUGGGCGCCUACCGUUGUCAGGAUCAGCGGAGAUUCAAGUAUGGUUGGUCAGCUCAUCCAGAAGAAGGACGGGAGCCUACAGUGCAAUUUCGCAGACCGUAUGGUUUUGAUGGCUAACCACCAGCUGUACACUGACUGGCUGUAUAUAUGGUGGAUUGCGUACACGAACAACAUGCACGGCUUCAUCUACAUCAUCUUGAAGGAAUCGCUUAGAAACAUCCCCAUCAUCGGCUGGAGCGCGCAAUUCUACAACUUUAUCUUCCUGGCCAGAAACUGGGAAGAGGAUCAGCGCCGAUUCAAGAAGGCUCUUUCGCGCCUCAACAAUGCAACCCAGCCAAUGUGGCUCAUCAUCUUUCCCGAAGGAACGAAUCUGUCAUCCACGACAAGAGAAAAGAGCAAGGCAUGGGCUGCGAAGAACAAUCUGGAAGACAUGAAGCACCAGCUUCUGCCGCGGAGCACGGGACUGCGGUUUUGUUUGAAUGAACUCAAAGAUACGACGGAAUGGUUGUAUGACUGCACUAUUGCAUAUGAGGGCGUGCCGCCCGGUCAGUUCGGUCAAGACAUUUUCACGCUCCGCUCCACGUUCUUUGAAGGCCGUCCACCAAAGUCGGUCAACAUGCACUGGCGCCGUUUCCACAUUUCCGAUAUCCCCAUCCAGAACACGAAAGCCUUCGAAGUCUGGCUGCGGAAUCGCUGGCGAGAGAAGGAUUACAUGCUCGAAUACUUCCAAAGGCAUACUCGUUUCCCGGCUGAGGACUUCUGGAAAGACCACCUUGACAUGGGCGACCGUAGUUCGCAAGGCUCACAAAGCCUACGGAGUGUUCCUAAGCCGGCUGUUCAGAUCGAGACAGAAGUCAAGUCUGGCAACUGGAACGAAUUUGUCAAGAUCUUUGCCCCUAUCAGCAGUGUCAUGAUGGCAUUGACGGUCGCAUAUGGAGCUAAUCCAGCAGACAUCAUACCUGGUGGGAAGGAGUUUUUCGAGCAGCACAUGAAACAAUUACUGGGAGGUGGCGGAGAAAUGGGAGGACUUCCAAGUCCAGACCAAUUGGAGAAGAUGAUCGAGGGCGCAGCAAAACUGGGAGCGGCGCAAGCUGCAGACCCACAGCAAGUCCCACAGGUAGCGGCACUCACACAAGAGAAUUUGGCUAAGCUGGUAAAGGAGACAGCUAUCAAGAACGGCGUGGUGAUGCCCGGUGGAAUGAGACGAGCCAGCACAGCACUACCACAAGCACCGACAAAGACCCUCGCAACACCUACAGCGGUGCCAACACGCGCGAAGAGUGCUGUUGUUACCCCUUUUUCAGCUCGGAAACCGGCUGGCGCUGCAGCGAAACCGAAGCCUGCGACUGCUGGGCCUGUAAAGCCAAAAGCUGCUCCUAUCAAGCCUAAAGUGACCGCGAAACCCAACCCUACACCACCCACCGGGCCUAUGAAGGAAGUCACGUUGGCAUCUGGCGUUACAAUCAAGGUCCCCGCGCCAGCUGUGGAAGAUGCGAAGAAAACCGGCGCAACUACGAUAAAAACAGCGAAUGGGCUUACCGUUCAGAUCGGGAAGAAAGACAUCGAAAAGGCGCAAGAGAAGAACGGCGACACAGUCAUGACGGCCUCCGGGAUACCAAUUAAGAUCACCUCGGGAGGUGACAUCGAAGUUGCAAAGAAACCGACACUAGCAAAGUCAAGCCUUGCACCAAAGCCUGUAGCCAAGAAGGUUGCACCUGCACCUGCAAAAGCACUACCGAAGCUCAAUGGGACGACAAGCGCCCCGAAGAAGUUGCCUACGCCAGGACCGAAGAAGAUUUCUACAAAGCCGUCGACUCCGCAGACGAAGGCGCCGCCGAAGUUGGCUACAAAAUGA
Messenger RNA from Macroventuria anomochaeta, 2139 nucleotides. RefSeq lists its product as uncharacterized. The transcript has 2 exons. Gene Ontology annotation, molecular function: acyltransferase activity. The record is from RefSeq and is a predicted model, not a curated record. The coding region runs from base 1 to 2139 and encodes 712 amino acids. Gene Ontology annotation, cellular component: endomembrane system. Lineage: Eukaryota; Fungi; Ascomycota; Dothideomycetes; Pleosporales; Didymellaceae.